CAAGGGCAGAGAGGCCAGCGCUUGGCGGGAACAUACAGUUAGUCGAGGGCAGACUAGGAUUUGAAUCCAGAUCUCCUGCCAUCCUCUGCUCUGCGCUGGGCGGCUGGGCGUGAGGCUUCCCAUCCCACCGCACCAGACAGCCUGCCUACCUGCGGUGAGGGGGAAGGCGGACGCUCACCUCUCUCCAGGGGUCUCUGAAGCAGCCUUCUUCGUGGGUGAGCCAUGAGCCACCGGAUCCUGCUGCUCCUGGCCGUGCUGACCCUGGGCCUGGCUACCUCCCAACAGGGAGACAAGGUUCCCUGUAAGAUGGUGAACAAGGAGGUCUUCUGCCAAUUCCUUGGCCUGGUGCAGGUCCCCUCGGUGCUCCCGCGGGACAUCGAAGCCCUUGACCUAUCUGGAAACCAGCUUCAGAGCAUCCUGGCCUCGCCCCUGGGCCUCUACACAGCGCUUCGUCACCUGGACCUGAGCUCCAACGAGAUCAGCUUCGUCCAGCCAGGUGUCUUCGAGGCCCUGUCCCACCUGGAGCACCUCAACCUGGCCCACAACCGCCUGGCGCUGAGCACUGGGGGUCUGGGCCCCCUGCUGCACGUGAAGUCUCUGGACCUGUCUGGGAACAGCCUGUACAGCGGCCUGGUGGAGCAGCUGCUGGGGGAGGCGCCAGCCCUGCGCACCCUCGCACUGGCGGAGAACAGCCUGACCCGCCUGGCCCGCCAGACCUUCUGGGGCACACCUGCGCUCGAGCGGCUGGACCUACACAGCAACGUGCUGAUGGACAUAGAGGAUGGGGCUUUCGAGGCCAUGCCCCACCUGACCCACCUUAACCUGUCCAGAAACUCCCUCACCUGCAUCUCCGACUUCAGCCUCCAGCAGCUGCGGGUGCUGGACCUGAGCUGCAACAGCAUCGAGGCCUUUCAGAUGGCUCCCGAGUCCCAGGCCGGGUACCAGCUCACCUGGCUCGACCUGCGGGAGAACAAACUGCUCCACUUCCCUGACUUGGCCGCACUCCCGAGACUCAUCUACCUGAACGUGUCCAGCAACCUCAUCAGUCUCCCUGCGGGGCCGCCCCAGGGUGGCGAGGCCAUCUAUGCGCCCUCUGAGGGCUGGUCAGCCUCGCCCCUCUCGAACCCCAGCCGGAAUGCCAGCACCCACCCCUUCUCCCAGCUCUUGAAUCUGGAUUUGAGCUACAAUGAGAUUGAGCUGGUCCCCGAGGGCUUUCUGGGGCACCUGACCUCCCUGCGCUUCCUGAACCUCAGCCGAAACUGCUUGAAGGCCUUUGAGGCUCGGAGUGCGGGCUCCCUGCCCUGCCUGGUGCUCCUGGACAUGAGCCACAAUGCGCUGAAGACACUGGAGCUGGGCACCCGCGCCCUGGGGUCUCUGCGGACGCUGCUCCUACAGCACAAUGCCCUGCAGGACCUGCCCCCACACACCUUUGCUGGCCUGGCUAGCUUGCAGAGGCUCAACCUGCAGGGGAACCGGGUCAUUCCCUGUGGGGGGUCAGGGGGGCCUGGACCCUCCGGCUGCGUGGACUUCUCUGGCAUCUCCUCCCUCCGCAGCCUAAACUUGGUGGACAACGAGUUGGAGACGCUCUGGGCAGGUGCCUUCCUCCACACACCACUAACGGAGCUGGACCUCUCUUCCAAUCCGGGGCUGGAUGUGGCCACGGGGGCCUUGGUGGGCCUGGAGGCCUCCUUGGAGGUCCUGGCCCUGCAGGGCAAUGGGCUGGAGGUCCUGCAGGUAGACUUGCCCUACUUCAGCUGCCUCAAGCAGCUCAAUCUCGCCGAGAACCGCCUGAGCCGCCUGCCGGCCUGGACGCAGGCCGUGUCUCUGGAGAUGCUGGACCUGAGGAACAACAGCUUCAGCCUGCUGCCCAGCAGUGCCAUGGGCGGCCUGGAGACCAGCCUGCGGCGCCUCUACCUGCAGGGGAAUCCGCUCAGCUGCUGCGGCAAUGGCUGGCUGGCGGCCCAGCUGCACCAGGGCCGUGUGGACAUGGAUGCCACCCAGGACCUGAUCUGCCGCUUCGACUCCCAGGAGGAGGUGUUCCUGAGCCACGUGCGCCCUGAGGACUGUGAGGAGGGGGGGCUCAAGAAUGUCAACCUCAUCAUCAUCCUCACCUUCACGCUCGUCUCUGCCAUUGUCCUCACCAUGCUGGCCACCUGUUGCUGUGUCCGCCAGCAGAGGUUCAACCAACAGUACAAAGCCUAGAGCAGCCAGGCUGCGGAAGAGCUCAGCCGGAGACCCUUCCAGGACCGCGAGGGAGCCCGAGGCACAGAGGAGGGUGAGGUCUAACCCAAGGCCACACAGUGAGCCAGGGUCCCAGAACCCUAAUCUCUAAAUCCCAGCCCAGGCUUCCUUUCCCUGCAUCCUGCUGCAUCGGUAGGUGACGCACUUCCCAGGCCUCACAUGCGGUCCAGCUGUGGAAGCUGGACGUGGAGCAGUAGUGGGAGUGACAGAGAAUGAGGAUGAGCCAUCAGAUCAACAAAUCUUCACCAGACAUCUGUUUUGUGCCACACCCUGCGCUGGGCACUGAGGACACUGAUGAAGGAGACACAUCGAGCAUCUCCCAGUCGGGGUGGGGAUGGCAUCACAGAGCUGUGCAGCGACCACACAGAGUGUGGAGCCCAGGGCUCCAAAG
Myotis brandtii (Brandt's bat) is the source of this 2632-nucleotide messenger RNA. It is a transcript of the gene LRRC32, whose product is annotated as leucine rich repeat containing 32. Bases 223 to 2202 code for a protein of 659 amino acids. The record is from RefSeq and is a predicted model, not a curated record. Lineage: Eukaryota; Metazoa; Chordata; Mammalia; Chiroptera; Vespertilionidae. Gene Ontology annotation, molecular function: protein binding. The transcript has 3 exons.